This is a messenger RNA of Corticium candelabrum, 725 nucleotides long. RefSeq names its product 2'-deoxynucleoside 5'-phosphate N-hydrolase 1-like. The record is from RefSeq and is a predicted model, not a curated record. NCBI's taxonomy places the organism in Eukaryota, Metazoa, Porifera, Homoscleromorpha, Homosclerophorida, Plakinidae. The annotation marks the transcript as partial. Gene Ontology annotation, biological process: deoxyribonucleoside monophosphate catabolic process. Gene Ontology annotation, cellular component: nucleus. The transcript is spliced from 4 exons. Gene Ontology annotation, molecular function: 5-hydroxymethyl-dUMP N-hydrolase activity.
GUGUUACUGAAGUGCGCGGUUCACAAACGAGUGAGUAUGGCAACUAAAAUUUACUUCGCUGCCAGCAUCAGAGGAGGAAGACAAGAUGCACACAUCUAUUCCAAGAUAGUUGCUUUACUAAAGAAUUACGGAAAAGUGAUGACUGAACAUGUUGGAGACGUCAAUCUCACAGACGAAGGGGAAUAUGACCCGGCGGUUGGCGACAAGAAGAUUCACGACCGCGACAUUGGCUGGAUCAGGGAAUCAAACGUUCUCGUCGCCGAAGUGACGCAACCGUCUUUGGGUGUUGGAUAUGAGCUUGGGCGUGCUGCUACAUUUGGUACCCGCAUACUCUGUCUGUUUAGACCGAUGUCAGGAAAACGUUUGUCUGGAAUGAUACGAGGAGCCGAUGACGGACAGAAGUUUGUCGUCAAGGACUACGAACACAUUGAAGAGGUCGAGAGGAUACUGAAGGAAUUCUUUUCUGAACCGACAUGACUUGAGUGAAGUUAAUUAAAAUGACAUUUAGCAGAGCAUUGCCAUCUGAUAGCAUUGACACUAGGCCUUCCUUUGCUUUGAGUUUUUCUUUAGCAACAGGGUUAGGUCACGUGACAUAUCUGUAAAGCAAAAAAUCUAAAAAUACUAGACAGUGUUUGUGAUCAAACCCCAUGCGUGAUCUAACCUCAUCGCGUGAUCUCACCCCAUCACGUGAUGUAACUUAUCUAACCACGUCACGUGAUUUAACC